AGAUCGGGCUCCCUCUCGUAGGCGUUCCUCGGUUCCUCCCGGCUCCCAUCGGGCUCUCUCUCCCUCAAGGUCGCUGGAGAUCACCGGUGGCCGGCCCGCCGCCCCACCAUCGGGCCCCGGCGCCGCUCAGCGCCGCCGCCAGGAGCCUCCAUCCGCCGCGGCUCCAUCGGCCGGCCCCGCCGACGCCCGGCGACGCCGCCUCCAUCGCCCAGCCGCAGCUGCUGCCUCCACGCUCUCCCCUGUCCUCUCCACCUGCUCUGCUGGCGGCCGGGCACCUCCACCGUCGGCCGCCGCGGCUCCAUCGCCGGCCCCGCCGCCACCGUCCGGCGCCUCCACCUCCAUUGCCGGCCGCAGCUACUCGCCUUCCCGCUCGCCCUCCCCCUCUCGACCUGCUAACCGAAGGUACUGGGUUGGUCGCUUUAUUCUAGUCGGCGACCUGCUAGAAGGUGAGAAAUCAGAACUGGAAUAUGUGGAGAUUAUAUAUUGUUUGUAUUGACUAAUUGCAUUAAACCCUAAUUGUUUGUACGGACUAAUUGCAUAUGUUGACCUAGAUGCAAUGAACUGACAGCAUGAGUUCAAAUUGCAAAGAUGUGUCCUUAGGGUAGGGUAAAAUACUUCAUCGAGUUAGAAGGAGCCAACUUAUGGGGGUUUUUUUUUGUUCAAUUUGUUUAGGUUUGAUUUAGAUGAACUAUCUAGAGUAGAUGCUCAAUUGGUGGAGUAUGGAUCGAGUUCAGCUUCAGCAGUUUCAGCUGUAGCUACUGAACAUCUAGAUAAUUGUACAAGUGUGCCUUUAUUUCUUGAGUAUGGUUGCAGUCCACAGCAACAAUCAAUUCAAUUUGUUGAUUGGGAUAACUUGGAGAUCAAGGAAAGAGAAGAUGACGAGGGAAGGAUUCAGGUCAUAAGUGAUGACCAAUUAUUUGUGCUUCUAGGCUUAACAAAUGAAGAUGAAAGGGCAAAGAAGUCUGCACAAGUUGAUGAAUCAAAUGGGGCUGCUGAGACAAGUGGUAAUGCAUUUAUUGAGGGCACUGAGGGUGCAGCCAUACCUGUUGAUGAUGCAAUCCCAGGUGAACUUGUUAUAUUGUAUGACAAGAAUAACCCUUGUAUGGCUAAAGGCACCAAGUACCCCUCAAUGAAGGAAUUUCGGUUGGCUGUGAGGCAGUUUGCAAUCAAGCAGGAAUUUGAGCUUCGUAUAGAGAAAUCUGACCAGAAGAGAUUUAGAGUAAAAUGUGGAGUUGAGGGAUGCCCAUGGAGUCUUCUUGGGCAUAGGCAGAGUGAUAAUAAAACAAUAAUGGAGUGGUAUUUCAUCAAAGCCACGCAAACUGAGUGGCAUAUUGUCCGUUUUCUCAACACCUUGGUGGGAAAGGAACAAGAUUUGCCCGCCGGAGGACGGAGUCAACCGCCUCCGCCUCCGCGCAGGAAUGACGACGACGACACCUCACCGCCUCCGCCUCCGGGAUGCGGCGGUGGCAUCUCUGGUUGCCGUCCUCCCCCACGAGAUCCCCCCGCUCAUCAGCGCCGCCUCCACCUUCUUCUUCAUCCUCAGCGCCUACUUCGCCGUGCUGCCGCUGCGGGAUGAGGGGGCCAUCUCCCUCGGACUCGCCACCCUCCCGGGCCUCUUCGCUGGCUCCCUCCUCCUCACCCUGCUCGCCGCCCCCGUCGCCUCCCUCGCCUUCUCCCUCCCAUCCAUCCCCAAGCCCAGGGCUUUGGUUUUCAUACACAGGUUCUUCAGUUUAUCCCUUCUCAUCUUUUUUAUUCUUUGGUUUGCCUCUACCCCUGGGCAUUCCCCAUCCAUCUCCCAGUCAAACGAAGAUGCUUCAAAUAAAUCUCCUGAAUGGGGAAACCACAGUUGGUUCUACAUAUUAGUGAGAAUAAGCCUGUUUCUUUGGGUUUCCUUGCUUAAUCUCAUUGCAAUAUCAUCGACAUGGGCAAGAGUAAUUGAUGUCAUGGAUAGUGAGUCAGGUUCAAGAUUGUUUGGAUUUAUUGGGGCCGGUGCUACCCUUGGGCAACUUUUUGGUUCAUUAUUUGCUGCAACUAUGGCAUGGCUAGGUCCCUUUCUGCUCCUAUUUUCAUCCCUCUUGAUGGAACUUGCUGCACUGUCAUCGAAAGGAAUCCAUAGUGAUGCUACUCAAGGCUCGACAGAAUUGUCAUCUAGUACAAUAGCAAAACACAGCCAAAAUACAGAGGCUGAUGAUGAAAUAUCUUCGCUAGUCAGUUCACAAGGAUCACCGUCCCAAGUGUCCCAAUCUCAGAAAACCAAACCUGAAAGUUUUGUGAUGUUUGAAGGUUUCUGGCUGAUUGCACGCUCUUCCUAUCUGAUGUAUAUAUCUUUAUUUUUAUGGCUGAGCGCUGUUGUGUCAUCCUUUUUUUACUUCCAGAAAGUGACAAUAGUUGCUACAACAAUAUCAAGCCCCACUGCCAGAAGACGAACCUUUGCACUCAUAAAUAGCAUUAUCGCUGUCUUUAUUCUUGUGGGGCAGCUCACUUUGACGGGCCGUAUCCUUACUAUAGCCGGUGUAACAGUUGCUAUCUGUGCAUCCCCACUCAUUUCGACGUUAAAUAUGGUUGCCCUUGCUCAAUGGCCAACUUGGCUUGCUGUUGCAGUCACUGAAACAGUUCGAAAGGUAACUACUUAUGUUUUGACAAGACCUGGAAGGGAAUUGUUAUUCACAGUUGUCUCACAAGAUGAGAAGUACAAAGCCAAGGUCUGUAUAGAUGUUAUUGUUCAAAGGCUCGGUGAUGCAACUGCCGCUGGAAUAUACAGUUUGUUGUUCAACAGCCUUGAGAAGAAGACAUCCAUGGUCACCCUCUAUGCAUUGCCGCUCUGCUUCAUCUGGCUUCUCACAGCAUUUCAUUUGGGCCGGCUCCAGACAAACCUUGCAAAGGUUCAGGUUACUUCUUUUGCAUAUUAAAUUCCUAGAGGUAUCUGAUUACCUAUAGUAAAGGUCGCUGUAGCUUACAUUUUCCCUUGUAGUGUUCUUGAGACAAAUGCUCGAUAUGGCGUAGCGCUGCACGUACCCACAGAAAUGCAUACUGUAACAAGAGUUUAGAAAGAAAUAUGGCACAUCGACUAGUCAGGUUGCCGACAUUGCUGAUAUUCUUUUUGCCUUCUGUAAGUAACAGAAGAUUCAUGGAGAAAUAUUUUUGCUUUCAAUAUAGCAUUAGGAUUACUACAGGAAGGAUACAGCAUAUACAGAGAAAGAGGGAAUGUUAUGUAAAUAGAUUUAGCAGACGAGUAUGUGAUCUCUGCAUCUAUUGUUAGGAAGAGUAGUCCUGCAAACAGCAAUGUAUGUAACUCGUUUUAGUACUAAUGAGAAAACAAGGCUGGAUUUGUAAUGGGCAUUUUGCUUCUUUUGAUAACUCAAUAUAUCUGCAGGCAAGUACACUUUA
Messenger RNA from Oryza brachyantha (malo sina), 3387 nucleotides. RefSeq lists its product as uncharacterized. Gene Ontology annotation, biological process: nucleotide transport. The coding region runs from base 1419 to 2909 and encodes 496 amino acids. NCBI's taxonomy places the organism in Eukaryota, Viridiplantae, Streptophyta, Magnoliopsida, Poales, Poaceae. Gene Ontology annotation, molecular function: ATP:ADP antiporter activity. Gene Ontology annotation, cellular component: membrane. The transcript has 14 exons. The record is from RefSeq and is a predicted model, not a curated record.